UUGGGCGCGGCAACACUGUUCAAGACUAAGAUAAGCAUUUGUUUUGUUUAGAGAAAAUUUUAGAGGUUAGAUCUGAUUGAAAUCAGAGUUUUGGCUAUGGUAUUAUUUAAUAAUUUUAAAUUCAGCUGAAUUCCUUGUAUACAUCAUUACACCUACACCUUGAUCGUUGCUUUCUGAAAUGAGCCUCAAGUAAUCUACUAAUCUAGUAGCAGAAAUAGAGCAAAGUCGUCCUAUAUUGAGAUUCGCCACAAUCAACUUUUAAAUGGUGGAGGUGUACCAUUCUGUUAGAUAAGCAAUAUAUUACAGUGCAUCUCUUUGCAUCCACAAGCUGCACAAGAUUCUACCAAAUUCUACUAUUUCUGCUGAAUUCAGAGAAAGUACUUGUAGAAUAUUCAAAAAAUGAGUCAAUCAUGGCUGAAAUCAAAAAGAAGGAAAGACAGAAUGAAUUUUGUAGUAUUAAGGGUCAUGAACUAGCAGUAAAUAUUGAAGAAACACCAAUAUAUCUUAAGGUGGCAAUUACAAGUCCUUAUAAAUCAUUAUGCAACAAAUGUAUGGGUUUAUUCCUACUAGUCACCAUUGAUGCAGUUUUUCUCCUUGGCAAGCUGACUCCUAUGUACAUAAUAGUUGGAUUUCUGAUUAUAUCAAUUAUAUUAAUGAUUAAUGUAUGUUGGACCUCUAUAGAAGAAACUGUAGUUAUAAUUAAAGGUUUGGGUGUUCAAAUAGAAACAAAAUAUGUUUUAGGAUCAAAGUCUAAUUUUAUUCCUCAAGAAGAAGUACAAACAGUUUUUAUCAAUGAAGUUAUUUAUAGGAAUAGAGUAUUGUUCAUGCUCACAUUUUUGAUCACAAAUGGAAAUACCAAAGAAAUACUCAUUCCAUUAUUUGUGGAGUCACUUCCUCACUUGCCAUUACUGAAACUAGCGUUGAAUUAUAUUAUAGCAAUUAUCAAUAAUACCUCAUAACACAGAAUUGAUUUUUUGUCCAUGUCUGCUAUAACUGCCAAUAUCUGAAUACUUACAUUCAAUGUCAGAUGAAAUUAUUUCUAAAAUGUGAUUAGAGGUUGUGCUAGUUAUUUACUAUUUAUAUUUUAUUACAUCAUAAUCAUCAGAGAGAGUUGCAUCCUCCAAAAUAAACACUCCAAGUAACCUAAUAAUCGAGUCCCAUAUUUGAAAAAUGAGUUAUUUGGUUCUAAGUUGCAUGGACAUGUUUUUGAUAAAUAAAUUGUUUGGAAUUUGUUACAAGUAGCUGUUUUAUUCUCCAUGAAAAAUCAUUCAACUAUAGAGUAAUUUUACACAUUUCUACUUGUGGAACUUAGUAUUUGUUAAAUGGUAGAGAACAUCAGCUUCGAAAUCCUGGUUCAACAAGAACUGUUCCAGAGCUGUUGUCUUGACACAAACAGCCUACCAUCGCUGGCGCAAGGGACUAAACCCCUUGACUAGAGCGGAAUAUGUUGAAGCAAACAAUAGAUGCUUCAAAAGAAUCAUUCAAUGACAAAAUAAGAUUAAAACUCAUAGAUUGUCCCAAUGGCUCCCGUUUGUUUCGGUCCUUCGCUUAAACAGUCGGAAGGAAUUUCACUAAUAGUUCAUUCCCACCACUCUCCAAAGCCGACGGCACA
This is a messenger RNA of Phaedon cochleariae (mustard beetle), 1612 nucleotides long. The record is from the annotation of a GenBank genome assembly. NCBI's taxonomy places the organism in Eukaryota, Metazoa, Arthropoda, Insecta, Coleoptera, Chrysomelidae.